AUGGAUGAAUCAAUGAAUUCUGUACAUAGCAUAUCUGCUAUGGAUAUAUCACCAGCAACAAGUCCAAAAAUGACACUCAAUCCAAUACCAUCAAAUCAUUUACUUCUAAAUGCAUUUCAACAACAACAAGAAUCACUUUCAAAUAUGUUAUUCAGUGUAGAAAGGCAAAUAAUAAAUAAAAAUCCAAUUCCAGAUGAUUAUGAUAAUAAUUCAAAUAGUCUUUGUUUAUACACAACGGUAUUAACAGACAACAACAUUCAAACUAAUCCCGAAGAAUCAAAUCAACCUCGACAACGAAUAAAAGUAGAACCUGUUUCAACAGUUGUCGAUUCAAAUCCUGUCAUAAAUAAAACUGAAUUAAAAUCAUCUCGAAAAUCAAUUAGUAAACUUAUUUUUCUCAUUCCAUUAUUAUUUUUAAUACUUUAUAUCAUUGUACAACAUAAGAAUACAUCUUCAAUUUUACCACGUACAUCAAAUUGGCAAAAUGCAAGUGAAUAUUUAAGUAAAAAUCUUAUCGGACAAGAUCAAGGUCUCGAACAAUUUAAAGAUGCUAUGGUCAAACAUAAGAAUUUUUCUAUUGUCAUCAUUGAGGGUUCAAUUGGUACUGGAAAAACUUAUUUAGCUUCAUCAUUAGAAAAAUUCCUAUCGACAACUUUAAUAUCUACAAAUGAUCUUCUUGGAUUAUCAAAACAUCAUUGGACUGAACCUGAUCAUCUUUCUUUAUAUUUAUCUUCAUGUUUAUCUCCAUCAUUAUUUCAAUUUUUAAUUAUCGAUGAUCUUGAUUUAUUAACAACGAAUGAACAAUAUUGUCAAAUAUUAACUUCAGCAUUACAUUCAAUUAAUAAAAAUAAAAAUCUUUUCAUUCUUCUUCUACAAACAGGUAAAAUGGCAAGUAAAUGUAAAGAAAGCUUUGAUAAUAUCACUACAAAAUCAAUUCAAUUUAAUAAAUUACAACGUCAACAUAUUCGAAAAUGUAUUGAAAAUGAAGCAGAUACACAAAAUGUUCAACCACCACUGAAUGAUCAGCAAAUUGAAAAUAUCCUCAAUUCAAUUGAAUAUAUUAAUGAACAAGGAAUAUUAUAUGGUACAACAGGUUGUAAACAAAUACCAUCACUAGUCAUGCUUGCAUCGAAAAAAAGUUCAUAUUAA
Molecule: messenger RNA, 1149 nt
Organism: Adineta steineri
Lineage: Eukaryota; Metazoa; Rotifera; Eurotatoria; Adinetida; Adinetidae
Source: the annotation of a GenBank genome assembly